AUGUUCGGCCGUAUUGGAGGCCAGACGAUUCGCUGUGCCAUCAGAAGGCCAGUUUCUCGUCGUCUACGGGAUCGGAAGUGCUUUGCGUCCAGCGCCCAUUGUUCUGCGCCUGCGCCGUCUCCAUCCUCGCCGCUCGGGGCCAUCACCGUCGAACUCGACCGCGUUGCGCCGCGAUUUGAGGUCCCAGCAUCUCAGAUUACAAUCUUGGAUUCUCCAGCUAAUUUCUAUACGGCUCUGAAGAACAAAAUUCGCAAUGCCCGUCGCCGCAUCUAUCUCUCCACAUUGUACAUUGGCAAGACAGAAUACGAGCUUAUUGAGACCAUCAAUCAAGCCCUGCGCGACAACCCGAAGCUCAAAGUGUCCAUCCUGACCGAUGCGCUGCGAGGCACCCGCGAGACGCCGAAUCCGUCGUGCGCUUCUCUUCUCUGUUCGCUUGUCGCAGAACAUGGGCCGGAACGGGUUGAUAUUCGGAUGUUUCACACGCCAAACCUUACAGGGCUGAAAAAGAAGUGGAUUCCCCGGAGGAUUAACGAGGGAUGGGGUUUGCAGCAUAUGAAAUUAUAUGGUAUUGACGAUGAGAUUAUUCUUUCGGGGUAUGUUGUUGCACUCUGGGUGUUGUCCGGGCUUUGCGGUGCUAAUUUCUCCCUCCAAUUCAGAGCGAACUUGUCCCAAGACUACUUCACCAACCGCUUGGAUCGAUACCAUGUGUUCAAUUCCAAAGCGUUGACGGACUACUAUGCCGACAUCCAUCAUGCGGUUUGCAGCCUGAGCUUCAAGGUUUUGCCGGAUCCUCACAACCAUUCAGGCUAUCUUUUGGAUUGGCCUACCUCUAAUGGAGCACCAUCGCCGCUCAACAGCCCUGAGGACUUUAUUGCAUAUGCAUCCACCGUGCUCAACCCACUCAUCCAACCAGCCGAGCAAAAACCCGCCCUUCCAUCCUCAUCAAGUCAGACAUUCGUAUAUCCCGUCUCACAGUUCACACCACUCUUGAAACCCGACACCUCCACCGAAUAUCCAGCCGUCACCAGCAUCCUGCGCCUGCUGUCUGAAUCUUCAGCAUUCACAGGCGCCCGUUGGCUUUUCACAGCCGGCUACUUCAACAUCCACCCCGUUCUCUCCUCCCUCCUUAUUUCCAGCACGUCUACCAGCUCUGAUGCCGCAUCCACCACCCAGGGAACAGUCCUAACCGCUUCACCAUGGGCCAAUGGAUUCUACGGCUCCCCAGGCGUGUCCGGCAUGCUCCCCGCGGCCUACACACAUCUUUCAGCGCGCUUCCUCGACCGCGUCGCCGAGGCACAGUGCACAAACUCCAUCCAGCUGAAGGAAUGGCGCCGCGGCACAGUCGGCACGCCAGGCGGAUGGACCUACCACGCCAAGGGUCUAUGGAUCACCCUCCCGCGCGAGGAGAAUCCCAGUCUCACGUUCGUCGGGAGCAGCAACUACACCAAGCGCAGCUACAGUCUUGAUAUUGAAAUUGGGGCAUUGGUCGUCACGGAUGAUCAGGACCUGAAGCGCAAACUUGGUGAGGAGACCGAGUGGCUUCAGAAAGACUCUCAGGCUAUCUCGCGUGAAGACCUGAGACGUACUGAGCGCCGCGUUGGGUGGAAUGUUCGACUUGCUAUGUGGAUUGUGGAGAAGGUUGGUGGUGCGCUUUAG
Penicillium riverlandense is the source of this 1656-nucleotide messenger RNA. Its product is annotated as CDP-diacylglycerol--glycerol-3-phosphate 3-phosphatidyltransferase. Gene Ontology annotation, biological process: cardiolipin biosynthetic process. The record is from RefSeq and is a predicted model, not a curated record. The transcript is spliced from 2 exons. Gene Ontology annotation, cellular component: mitochondrion. Lineage: Eukaryota; Fungi; Ascomycota; Eurotiomycetes; Eurotiales; Aspergillaceae. The coding region runs from base 1 to 1656 and encodes 551 amino acids. Gene Ontology annotation, molecular function: CDP-diacylglycerol-glycerol-3-phosphate 3-phosphatidyltransferase activity.